This is a messenger RNA of Pyricularia oryzae 70-15, 1958 nucleotides long. RefSeq lists its product as uncharacterized. NCBI's taxonomy places the organism in Eukaryota, Fungi, Ascomycota, Sordariomycetes, Magnaporthales, Pyriculariaceae. The transcript is spliced from 3 exons. The record is from RefSeq and is a predicted model, not a curated record. The coding region runs from base 867 to 1781 and encodes 304 amino acids.
CAAACCCAUCUUAGGUGUACAGAUUUGCUAUCUGGGGUCGAAGGAGGCCAAAUUUCCAAAUCAAUCUCGCUAUUUGGGAAAAAAGGCACCGAGCUUGUUUUACGAAGUACAUCCACACGUAAUGUGGAGGAGAUGGAGGGCUAGCUGCAUGGUCAUCAUCUCGGCCUUUUUUUUUACUCACAUUUACUCAAAUGUGUUCUCAGUGUAACUGCAGGUUUGGGAUUGAGCUUGGCCGCAUGGACACCACACCCAUACCAUACUUGCCUGCAGCGUCACCUGCAUGAGAUGGUACGUCGAAUUUAUAGUACCUGCCUUUUUUUCCCUUAUCUGUAUCUUGCUCAUGCACGACUGUUGACCGUUUUAUUAUUUUCUGUCACUUCUCCUGCUGUCAAUCCAUCCGUCCCUACUUUACUCUACUCUGCAUUUUUCUUACUGUCAUCCUGUGCACAUUCCCUGCCAGGGUCCAUGCUGCAAGCAUUGCGGCAACAUGCAUGAGCCUGCCUGGUUUGCGCCAUCCGCCGGCUAGGACCGGAGCUUGAGAUGUCGGUAUGUACGGUACCUUGGUUGGUCUACCUGAACUAGUACCUCGUACAUAAGGCCCAGGCACCUUGGCCACAACUUUAUCAUCAAAAUGGUUUAGGACGCCAUCCACUUGUUCUUUGUUGGUCCGCUUGUACUGUACGUACAAACCUGUCAUCGCUGUCGCGAUCCUUGUCAGGGUCUGUUUGUGGCUCUCUGCAGUCUUUUUUUUUUUAAUCCAGUCCAGCACAUUUUAAGCCCAUCAUCAUAUACCUGAUCCAAGUUAUCGUCUGGAUGACUACAAUAUUUUAGUCAAGUCAGACAUCAAUGUCCAAGAGAUACAGCGGAUGAUAAAGGAGGAAACAAAAGCCAUGGCCAACAACAUGGCAGCUUUCUCCUUCUUCAGCUUCCCACCAGAGAUCAGACACCUCAUCUACGAAUGGAUGCUCUGCGACUUCACAGCACCCAGAAAAGUAGACCCGGCCACCUUUCCUGAUGACAUGGUGCGCGCCCCCUUGAAGCUGGGCCUGGAGAACCUCUCACCCGCCAUCCUCCGCACCAGCCGCCAGGUCCACGCCGAAGCUACGGCUGCCAUGGUGCGUAGGUGCCGCUUCGUCCACAUAAGCGCCAUCCUAGACUACUGGUCCAUAAGGUCCAUCGUGCCGCGGAACCUCGGCGUGUUGUGCGCCGAGCGCGACCUCAUCCAGCGCUUCCGCGGCUGCGUCAUGGCCCUCCACGUGGGCUCCACCGCGUCCCCCUAUUCUCGGGAGCACCGCAUCGACUGCCUCAUCCUGGGCCGCGACCUCGACGCCUACUGCCGGAGCCUGGGCAGCUGGGUCGACGUGCCGCCCGACUUUGGCCGGCGGACCAGCCUCACCCUCGAGCUCGGCAACCCGCUCAACGACCCCGGGCCGCACGUAGAGUUUGUUCACAAGGCGCUUCGUGUCUUGCAAGACAUUGGGACAAUCCCCAAUAUAAUAAGAGCCAGCUGGGAACCUAACAGUGCACAACUAGCCGAGUUAUACUUCCGCAAGGCCAACGUCUGCCAUUUCAGGAGCAUAUGGCAGGAAGAUCCCGAGACGUCGUUCGACUGCAUGAGGCAGGCCCUCGUGGCCAUCACAGAGGCAACAAAGUAUCAGCCACGGUUUGAACUGAUUCCAAAGCUCCAAGAGCUCAAAAAGUCGAUUCGGGACGAUGCACUAAAAGCUGUGGGCGACCGACUCAAUUUCAGGGGUAAAUAUUCACUGAAGAAUACAAGAUGAAAUAAUCAGCGAACGUCUGGGUGGAGAUAUGGCUUAGACAGUACAUGUAUGACACAUAAUUUUCUCUCUGCAUUUUCUCUUGGUCUUUUACUGUUCUUCACUCCUUUUCUGUCUCCCUUUUCACUCCCUAAUGACAGUAAGUAAUGCUUAAUUUCAUACAAAUAACCUUCUCCCAAG